Messenger RNA from Bombus impatiens (common eastern bumble bee), 3149 nucleotides. RefSeq names its product von Hippel-Lindau disease tumor suppressor. The transcript is spliced from 3 exons. NCBI's taxonomy places the organism in Eukaryota, Metazoa, Arthropoda, Insecta, Hymenoptera, Apidae. The coding region runs from base 425 to 949 and encodes 174 amino acids. The record is from RefSeq and is a predicted model, not a curated record.
AAAAUAUAUUCAAAUCCAAAAUUCUCGUAGGGGUCGUAUAGAUGGCAGCACGCGACGCAAUUAGAGGCACGUUUGACAGUCGUGAAAAUUUGUUCGGAAACGUUCGACAAAUGGCGUUCGGUAUUAAAAGUGUGAUGUGUGGUGCGUGUAAACAAAAGUACAUUGAAGUUCUGCGAAAUGUUUGGCAAACCUGACGCCAGCCUGCGAUAAAUGUUAACUUCGUCAAACGAUUCUGUGGACGUUGGUGUCGAGGAGUAUUUUGGUUACCAUCCGGUCGACAACGCAUUCCAACGUGCAUUGUCGUCGUCGCGAAAUCGUAACUCGAGGGGAGGAGAAGGUGGCAAGGCGGAAAAAAGAGCGAUAUUUUGAGCGCAGCGAAGUUUCGCAGUUGGUCAAAGGGUGAGCUAAGAAAAGCGCCGGAAGAAUGGGGGAGAGCCAGGAACAACAGCAGCCCCUGCUUCGUUCGAUCAACAACGUGUACGUGUCCCUCGUUAGGUUCAUCAACAAGACGAUGCACAACGUCGUUCUCUACUGGAUCGAUUAUCAAGGUCGGGCUGUCAGCUACGGUGUAUUGUCGCCUGGCGAUUGCCUCGACAUCGACACGUUUGUUACGCAUCCGUGGAUCUUCGUCGACCAAGAAACCAGAGACAGGUACACAGUGAACCAGAAGGAGGUGUUCUUCCCGGAGCCGAGUCCGUUGUUGUUAGUGAGACAGGAACGUCGCUAUCCCAUCAGGGUAGCUUUGCAUCCCCGUCGAAGACGCGAAAGGACCGACGUCUUCAUCACGCUACCGGUUUAUACUCUGCGCGAGCUGUGUCUGAGGGCCAUCAGGCGUCGUUUGACGCACGAUGAACAGGCGUUUCAGCUCGACAUUCCGAGGAGCCUUCAGUACGAGCUCGCGAUCAUGCUGCUGAAAAACGAGGAAAUAAAUAACGCUCGAAACUUGUAGCGAUCGAUUCGUACGGCUUAGCGAGUGUCAGCCCGGUGUCUCUUCUGAUCCCUGGAUCUUCGCCAUCGUGAUAUUCAGGUCACUCCGGUCGGAAGAUUCUGCCAGUAUAGCCGUUGGUUUGCCGGUGGUUUCGCGGGGAAAGCGUUUUCCGGUCUAUUGGCUUUGAAGAGGAACUUACUUUGGAUUUUCGGGGUUGCUGCGGCAUAGCUUCAGGAAAUUGGACUUGGGGGCUUCUCAAUGGAAGGUGGGAUAUUUCAGGACGGUUUUUGGAGGAUCCGUUGGCAGCUCCGCUGGUUUUUAGGCAGCACGCAACGAGCUAGGGAUUUUCGAACGAUGUUAGAAACCGCGCGAGCGACUACCUAUCUGUUGAUCGCUUUAUAGCGCCGUAUUCUGACUCAUAAAAGUAUUUAAAAACUUAACAUAUAGGAAUUAUACAUUUCGGAGUUUCGUUAGUGCCGUAACGAACACGCGAGUUGAUAUAAGAAACCCGAAAGCGUCGUGUAUGGUAACUUAAGUAUUUGAACGCCACAACGUGGGAAUCUUUUAUAGAUACAUUACGCGAGUUACACGGAACGUUUCAGAAUUUCGUUAGAAUUCGUUGUAGCGAGAUACGAGUAUCUUGAUACAUUGUUAAAAUUUGAGAACGAUGAAAACGUGGCAGUUCGAUUUUACAUAGAAGACCAAAACAAUAGAUAUUAAAAUUGUAAUGCAAGUACACUUAACAGAAGUAAAAGAACACAAAAAUCUGUAGAAAUGUUAUGAGUAUGAAAUCAUGAAAAUUCGUGGAAGAAACUUCCCCGGGAGGAAGUUUGGAUUACAACAAAACUAUAUAGCAAAUUCGCGGAACAAACGUUUGGCUCGAUCGGCACGUGUUUGCCUCGAUUCACCGAAAAGCCACGAUAGUCUGCUGAGUUACGUCGCUUCCCUCUCGAAACCGCGAUACGUGUACAAUGUGUACAUACGUGUAAUAUAUGUGUGUAUUUUAUCGCUUGAACGUUUCGAGCUUAUCGGCGCGCGCCGAAUUCCUCCAGAGCCUGUCCGCCUUCCGCGAAAAAACCACCAGUUUUAACAAUUUUUAACCAGGUUGGUUCCCGAAUCUAUUUAUCUCUUGUUUCGACAAUCAAAAAAGCUCUUAAUAUUUGGAAAAAAAAUUGUAACAUUCAAAUAGAUUAUGGAUUUUCGUGACAAAAUUUCUUAUUUUAUGAAAAUAAUUCAAAAUAUAGGACCUGGGCAGAUAUCUGUUUCGUCUGUUAGGAACUGCGGCGAAUAUACUCUUUGUAUAUUUUGUACGCUUUUGUAUAAUAUGCCCACUCUUUGAAUAUCGCCGCUUUUAAAUUUGAUCGAUGAUGGAUCGUUUAUCGUUUAUACGCGAUAUGAAACAAAAAGCUUUUUUCAUCCUUUUCGAUCUAAUGAAACUUUUGGCAAUAAAAGAGACCGCGAUUAGAUUGAAAAUAAUUCAACGAACGCAGUAGAGUUACACGUAGAAAAUAUUAAAAACGUUGAAAAUACAGUGUAUCGCUGUUUCAGUUCUUUGACAUCGUUUAAUUCUUAUCGUGCAUUGUUAUGCACGUUGCACGUCUGUUCGAAGCGCAAAGAAAAUUAAAACAUUCCACGUGAUUUCUGAUAUAAUCGAUAAACUAUCCGCUUCGGUAAUUGUCUUCCUCUUUUCUUUUAUUUCUCUUCGUUGAUUACAAUAAUCAAUAAACCGUAAGUAAUUAAAGUCUGAUAAAUGUAAUUCUGAAUUAAUUGCGAGAUUAAAAACGAUCUGCGUUUGGUAGAUUAAUUAAAAGUAGGCUCUCGAGGGAACAAAUAUUUUACUCGUUUCCUUCGCAACUCAUUUUUAUCAAUUUUACAAUUUGAUAACAGUUUCAUACAUAUAAUUAGCCUACGGUCGAAUGUUACUAUUAUAGUAUCGAUUAAUCGUGGUUAUUAGUAAGUUUAAUUUAAGGUACAUAAAGGAGCGAACUGUUGCUCCCGUAGAAAUAGUCAUUCAUAUUUUUCAUAUCCUAUAUUUUCGUAAUGAAAUCUCCUAAACAUUCGCUGGUGUUCCAUUGGUGGGAAUGUUGCUACUUUUUAAGAGACUCCCUUGUGAUGAGGGACAUUGCGGUAAUCUUUUAUUAACUCGAUGUAAAUUACCUGACUUGUAAGUAUUUUUACUCGUGAAUACUUUUAAGGUGAUUAAACGGCAUGAGAAAAAAUA